Dicentrarchus labrax (European seabass) is the source of this 5648-nucleotide messenger RNA. RefSeq names its product adenosine deaminase RNA specific B1b (gene adarb1b). Bases 183 to 2426 code for a protein of 747 amino acids. Gene Ontology annotation, cellular component: cytoplasm; nucleolus. Gene Ontology annotation, biological process: RNA processing; adenosine to inosine editing. The transcript is spliced from 10 exons. Gene Ontology annotation, molecular function: double-stranded RNA binding; tRNA-specific adenosine deaminase activity; double-stranded RNA adenosine deaminase activity. The record is from RefSeq and is a predicted model, not a curated record. NCBI's taxonomy places the organism in Eukaryota, Metazoa, Chordata, Actinopteri, Moronidae.
UCAUUAGCUUUUGGCAGCACAAACUGGAAGAAGUGUGAGAGCACUUGCUGUCAGAGGUGAAGGACAAGGUAGACCAUGUGUUCACAGUGAGAUCCCAGCAGCUGAAGUUUAAUUUGGUCCAGGUUAGUCUAGUGUUAGAAAGCUUUGGUUGAUUUUCUAACGGUGUAAGUGCUGACCAAGCCAUGGCCCUUCUUACCAACGGCGCACAGAAUCUGGGCUCCUACUACUGCCUGAUCCGACGCAGGUUCAAGAGGAGGCGCAAGAAACGCUCCGAACGCAAAGGUGCAGUGGGGGCGAGGCUGCUCUCAGGUCAGAACAAACCCAUCACAAUGGAUGUGGAUGAGGAGGAGAAUAUGAGUUCGAGCAGCACCGAUGUUAAGGAAAACCGAAACCUGGACAACGUGUCCUGCAAAGACGGUGUGGGAGUUGCUGAACAGCUCCCCAAUGGCAGUGGCUUGGGCAGUCGAAAGCGCCCCCUAGAAGAGGGGAACAAUGGACAUGCACACUCGAAGUUCCGGGCCAAGAAGCGCAAGAAAACACCAGGGCCAGUCCUGCCCAAGAAUGCUCUGAUGCAGUUGAACGAAAUCAAACCGGGUCUACAGUACAAACUGCUGUCUCAGACAGGACCAGUCCAUGCACCGGUUUUUGUCAUGACUGUGGAGGUCAAUGGACAGAUGUUUGAGGGCAUGGGCCCGACUAAGAAGAAGGCUAAACUAAAUGCAGCUGAGAAAGCACUGCGUUCUUUCGUCCAGUUCCCCAAUGCCUCUGAGGCACACCUGGCCAUGGGUCGCACAUUGACAGUGAACACAGACUUUACAUCUGACCAAGCUGACUUCCCAGAUAUGCUCUUCAAUGGCUUUGAGACACCAGCUGCACCUGAAGAAUCCUUCUAUUUAGGCUCUAAUGGUAACAGCUCCUUAAACUCACUAGGGGAGUACCCACUGCCCACACCACCUGGCAGCAACCUUGCCCAGGCCCCAUUGCCCCCUCCAUCAGCAUUCAGCUCGCCCUCCAGUGGCAAAAACCCAGUCAUGAUCCUCAAUGAGCUCAGGCCAGGCCUCAAAUAUGACUUUGUCUCAGAGAGCGGGGAGAGUCAUGCCAAGAAUUUUGUGAUGUCAGUAACAGUGGAUGCACAGACGUUUGAAGGCUCAGGGCGCAACAAGAAGCUGGCUAAAGCCCGGGCAGCACAGGCCGCCCUCUCAGCUCUCUUCAACAUGCAGCUAGACCAGACACCAUCCCGGCAACCCAUACCAAGAGAGGGAUUGCAGCUUCACCUACCCCAGGUUCUGGCAGAUGCCGUCUCUCGCCUGGUGGUGGAUAAGUUCAGUGAGCUGACAGACAACUUCACCUCCCCCCAUGCACGACGGAAAGUCCUAGCAGGGGUCGUCAUGACAACAGGGACAGAUGUGAAGGAAGCACAGGUUAUUUGUGUCUCCACGGGAACCAAAUGCAUCAACGGUGAGUACAUGAGCGACCGCGGUCUGGCACUCAAUGACUGCCACGCUGAGAUAAUCGCCCGACGCUCGCUCAUCAGGUACCUCUACACGCAGCUGGAGUUCUUCCUCAGCAACAACAAGGAGGACCACCAUAAGUCAAUAUUUGUGCAGUGUGAAAAGGGAGGCUACAGGUUAAAGGACAACGUUCAGUUCCAUCUCUACAUCAGCACCUCGCCCUGCGGAGAUGCCAGGAUCUUCUCUCCGCACGAGGCCGGAGUUGAAGACCAAGGAGACAGACAUCCCAACCGGAAAGCACGGGGACAGUUAAGGACCAAAAUUGAGUCGGGGGAGGGCACCAUCCCUGUAAGGUCCAGCAACACCAUCCAGACCUGGGACGGAGUGCUGCAGGGGGAGAGGUUACUCACUAUGUCCUGCAGUGACAAGAUCGCAAGGUGGAAUGUGGUGGGCAUUCAGGGCUCUUUGAUGAGCUACUUCACAGAGCCAAUCUACUUUUCCAGCAUCAUCCUUGGCAGCCUUUACCACGCCGACCACCUCUCCAGGGCCAUGUACCAACGUAUCGCAGAUAUCGAGGACCUGCCCCAGCAGUUCACCCUCAACAGGCCUCUACUCAGUGGUAUAAGUAAUGCAGAGGCCAGGCAGCCAGGCAAGGCACCCAACUUCAGCGUGAACUGGACGGUGGGUGACCAGGCGCUGGAGGUGAUCAAUGCAACCACAGGCAAGGACGACAUGGGUCGCGCUUCACGUCUCUGCAAGAACGCCCUCUACAGCCGCUGGGUGCGCCUACACUCCAAGCUUUCGUCCAUCUUGUGGAUCAAGAUGCUCAAGCCCAGCUCCUACCAUGAUGCCAAGCAGGCGGCCACAGAGUACCACUCUGCCAAGCAGGCGCUCAUCAAGGCCUUCCACAAGGCUGGCCUUGGGGCCUGGGUCAAAAAGCCCAUUGAGCAAGACCAAUUCACCCUCAGCUCCUGAGGGAGUCAAGGGACCAAGGGAUUCCUAACCCCCCCCCACUUCUUCCCCCCUUGACCCAGGCCUGAAAGCAAGAGAGAUCCCUAUUAACGACCAGCCCACAGAGACACUUACCUCCGUCCCAUGUGUCGGCACGUGCACUUUGUACUUGUGGAAAUAAACGUGCGUAGUGUCACAUCCGUAGCUCAUCAUUUUCAUUCCUCAGAGGACCUCAUGUCUUUUCUCAUCAUAUUGAUUUUUGUCCUUUUUAUUCUGAUUUUAAUGGAUGGUGUCUUCUCAUCUGCUUGUUUUCUGUUUUAAAACUGGAAUCAAUGGUUUUUACACCACUGAGUUGCUUAUGUUUGCAAGAGAAAUUGUGUUUUUACAUCUUACAUGUGGAAGUUGAAAUGAUACAGUUUUGUCUAUUUUCUUGAUCAUCGAGUGUAGCCAGUUUAGGGUGAAAUGUAGCCUAGAAACACAGGAUCUUUGUUAACUAAAACCAAUGUGUAUGGACCUAAAAAAAAAAAAAAAGAAGAUAUAUACUUGCUAAAAAUGAAUGCCUAUGACAAACUUUAAUUUAAAAGACGCAUAACUCUUCAGGAUGUAAAUCUAGUACUGAAAAGAAAGAGAACAUAAUAGUUAUAUAACAUUUAAUGUGUGGUAUUUGGUCCGUUCCUUAGAUGAGACUACAUGUUCAUAGACCCUGUAUUAAAGAUGAAAAUGUUACAAAAUGUGGUGGUCCCGUUUGUUUCACUGACUGGAAAGAAUACGGGCCAGGUGUCGCAGCAGUUUAGUACACUUUUGUUCGAUUUUUUUAUGUCUUGUUCAUUCAUGCAUAUUUUUUCUGUAAGUUAUUUUAUGUCACUCUCAUUCCAUACUUGAACUGUGGGGGGUGGGGGGUCAUGUUGAGAGCAUCACAGUCCCCCCCUCCCUCCCGACUCCUCCUCCCCUCGCCUGGGUCUCGGGACAAGCUUUGGGAGGUGCUGCACGUUGUAUUUUUCCUUGUUCUAAGCCAUGGCUUUGCAUGGGAACUGAAGUGGGAGGCCUACAGAGCAGAAAACACGUGGUGGAGAGCUUCCAUCAGUGAAUGAUUUUGAAUGAAUGCCAGCAUCUUCCUCCACAGGCAGCUUUGAAUCUUUGUCUCUAUUUUCUAUAUUUCUUGUGAUUGUUUGUGAGUUUGUUUUGAGGGGAGGGACAGGGACAGGCUUUUUGUUGUUGUUGUUGUUGUUUUUCUUAAGAUUGGGCAUUUGAGGAUUGGGGAUAAUACUGCAGUGGAAAUAGUGAUAGCAUAAACAGACCUCUCAGAUCUUGUAACUAUAUAACUUUGUGGCAGGGAUCCAUGAUAGCUGUCAGUUGAACUAUUAAUAGAAGGCAUGGUCUAUUUACUGUAGCGCCACAUACAGUAAGUUACGUUCACUGGAUGCCACAUUAUCCCGUCCUGUAGUGAUAGUCUGAAAUGCAAACAUGUUGUAAUCCCUCAAACAGACUCACAUGUUGUGUGCUAAUACCUGAGAAACUCUACCAGUAGGUUACAACCAAAUGUAUUACAGUUGUGAUGUCAUUUUUGUCAUCCUCUCUCCUUCAUCUGCAGAAAACACGUUAGUUGCGUAGUUCAAGACAACCUUUGUGAUCUGACCUGCAACCUUCACACCCUGAGUGCGUCAAUGUCCUCAUGUUUUCAAUUUGUAAAUGAGGAUGUAUUUCCAAGUAACUGCUGUGAAUUCCUCUUUUGUGUGUGUGUGUGUGUGUGUGUGUGUGUGUGUGUGUGUGUGUGUGUGUGUGUGUGUGUGUGUGUGCGUGUGUGUGUGUGCGUGUGUGUGUGCGCGUGCAGUCUAUGUGUGUCUUUAAGUAUACUCUGUGGAAUCUUCACCAAAGAUGAUGAUGUCCAUGUGUGUUUGUGCCCUUGCAAAUAUUUUUCUCUCACUUUUUUUUUUGUUUUUAUCAAACCUUUACUGUUUGUUUUUGUAUACCCACUGAACAAUGUUCGUCUGAUUUGUACUACAAGUGUGUAUUCCAUUCAGUAUGGGGGAAAUUGGAUUGUCCGGCUUCUUUAGUGCAUCUGUAGCUGUCGGUGGCCACGUGUAUAUUGUGACCUGCAAUCAUUAUCGCUGCAGUAUAGUAGUUCUGUGUAUAUAAGGAACAACGAAAAUAAUUUCUGUUCCCUGUACAAUCAGUUCAUCCCAUCCUAAAAACUGUUUGAACUCUUUCCCUGUUGCUGGGAUUGUGAAGAUGUUAAUGUUUCUAAAGUAAGUAUUAGUGGUUCUCUGUGACUCACUGGGCACCAUAAAGCAUGGCACUAACACUGCCGGGGUUAACAGGCUUCAUCCCCAUUGUAGCCACCAAUGUUUAUUAAAAAAAAUGCACUGUAAGGUGCCUCAGCUAAAAGUGGCAUCCACCAGCUGGCACGUGUGAUGUCAUAUAUGUACCCUUUUUUUUUUGUUUUGUUUUUUUUAUUCUAUUUGGUUGUUUUAUGAGUCCGUAUUAGAAAAGCAGGAAAAGGGGGUUCCAGCGUUGACUUGAAGGUACAAACCUUGAAAUUUGGUUAGAAAAAAUAAUCACAGAACACCCUCCCCCCCAGACCCAGACCCAGACCCAGACCCAGACCCAGACCCAGACCAAAGUCACAAGCAAUACUCCUGAUGUCUCCGUUAAUGUCACCCUAUCACAAACAGGAGUCUGAAUGAAGUUUCCCUCCCCCCACUGUCCUGUUCACUCUUUACCAAGCUGUCUGAAGGUUUUUUGUAUACCCCCCCUCCUGCCCUCCCUGAAGAGACUGCCUGCUUCUAGAGUUUUGUUUAUCUUUUGUCUGCACUAAAGAUGUCAACUAAUGAUGUCAUGAUAUAAAACCAUCCCCGUUUAUGGAUUGGAUGGCAACUAUCACAGCAAGAACUGAACUGCUUCUGCUUAACCCUUUGUGAAUCCUCGAUGAUGGUCAGUGCCCCCCUCCCUGCCCGUGCAGCUGCGUCUGUAGUGGGUUGUUUUUUUUUUCUUUCUAUUUUUUAUGGGGGGCGGGGGGGGUGACUCCAGAGUGGACAUUUCAGAGCCACCGCUCCCCGUUUUCCCUCUCUCCAGUUGUCCAAUGUGUGAAAAACCUCCACCAACAGAACCCACAACCUUGCAUGUACUACCAACACUGAAGCUGCACCUAGCAUGAUGAUAAACUUUUAAAGGACUCGAGUAAAAAAAAAAAACAGCUAAAGAUAGAUUAUAAAAUGAACUAAAAAGAAUAAAAGAGUUCUUAGUUUA